This is a messenger RNA of Nannospalax galili (Upper Galilee mountains blind mole rat), 5733 nucleotides long. RefSeq names its product cholinergic receptor nicotinic alpha 5 subunit (gene Chrna5). The transcript has 6 exons. NCBI's taxonomy places the organism in Eukaryota, Metazoa, Chordata, Mammalia, Rodentia, Spalacidae. Gene Ontology annotation, molecular function: acetylcholine-gated monoatomic cation-selective channel activity; transmembrane signaling receptor activity. Gene Ontology annotation, biological process: regulation of membrane potential; monoatomic ion transmembrane transport; signal transduction. Bases 243 to 1646 code for a protein of 467 amino acids. The record is from RefSeq and is a predicted model, not a curated record. Gene Ontology annotation, cellular component: synapse; postsynaptic membrane; neuron projection.
CGCUCCUCCCCCGGGCGGGGCGCAGCCGGCCUGGUGGCCUUCCCGCGGAGCUGAGGAGCUUGCAGCCGCUCUGAGAGGGUGGCGGCUCUUGGAUCGGGCUGCGGCUCUGAGGAGAGGGCGGCGGCUCUGAGGAACGGCGGCGGCUCCUGAGAAGCGGGCGGCGGCUGGCUGCACGGGACCCGCCCGCGCGCUCCGUCCCGCGGGGCUCAGCGUUCUCUGAGGCGGCCGUCGGCGGGCGGGAGAUGGCGGCGUCGGAGUCCGGGCGGCGUGCGCUGCGCCUGCUCUUCGUGGUGCAGCUGGUCGCUGGUCGCUGGCGGCCAGUCGGGGCGGCGGGCGGCGCGCGGGGAGGAUUACCUGAACCAUCCUUUGUUGCAAAACAUGAAGACAGUUUAUUUAAGGAUUUAUUUGAAGACUAUGAAAGAUGGGUUCGUCCUGUGGAACACCUGAAUGACAAAAUAAAAAUCAAGUUUGGCCUUGCAAUAUCUCAGUUGGUGGAUGUGGAUGAGAAAAAUCAGCUAAUGACAACAAAUGUCUGGUUGAAACAGGAAUGGAUAGAUGUAAAAUUAAGAUGGAACCCUGAUGACUAUGGUGGAAUAAAAAUUAUACGUGUUCCUUCAGACUCUCUCUGGACCCCAGACAUCGUUUUGUUUGAUAAUGCAGAUGGACGUUUUGAAGGGGCCAGUACGAAAACAGUCGUCAGGUAUAAUGGCACUGUCACCUGGACACAACCAGCAAACUACAAAAGUUCCUGUACUAUAGAUGUCACAUUUUUCCCAUUUGAUCUCCAAAACUGUUCCAUGAAAUUCGGCUCUUGGACAUAUGAUGGAUCCCAGGUUGAUAUAAUUCUAGAGGACCAAGAUGUAGAUAGGACAGAUUUUUUUGACAAUGGAGAAUGGGAAAUUGUGAGUGCAAUGGGAAACAAAGGAAACAGGACUGACAGCUGCUGCUGGUACCCUUACAUCACAUACUCUUUUGUGAUUAAGCGGCUGCCUCUCUUUUAUACCUUGUUCCUUAUUAUACCCUGCAUUGGGCUCUCAUUUCUAACUGUGGUUGUCUUCUAUCUCCCCUCAAAUGAAGGUGAGAAGAUCAGUCUGUGCACUUCAGUACUUGUCUCUCUAACUGUGUUCCUUCUGGUUAUUGAAGAAAUCAUACCCUCGUCUUCCAAAGUGAUACCUCUGAUUGGAGAGUACUUGGUGUUUACCAUGAUUUUUGUGACACUCUCCAUUAUGGUGACUGUCUUUGCCAUCAACAUCCACCAUCGCUCCUCCUCAACACACAAUGCUAUGGCACCCUGGGUCCGAAAGAUAUUUCUUCACAAGCUUCCCAAACUGCUGUGCAUGAGAAGUCAUGUAGACAGGUACUUCACACAGAGAGAGGAAACAGAGAGUGGUAGUGGACCAAAAUCUAGAAACACGCUGGAAGCUGCACUCAGUUGUAUUCGCUACAUCACAAGACAUGUCAUGAAGGAGAAUGAUGUCCGAGAGGUUGUUGAAGAUUGGAAAUUCAUAGCCCAAGUUCUUGAUCGGAUGUUUCUGUGGACUUUUCUUCUGGUUUCAAUUAUUGGAACUCUGGGGCUUUUUGUUCCUGUAAUUUAUAAAUGGGCCAAAAUCAUAGUGCCAGUUCACACUGGAAACACAAUUAAGUGAAGCUUCCCAAGAGAUAUAUUAUGAAUAUAGUUAGCAAUCAUACAUCUCUUAUGACACCUACACAAUUAUGAAAAUAUGAAAUUAUUUAUAAUUUCUUAUAAUCUGUAAGAGAUUAAUAGCUGCUGACACUGGCUUAAUAUUGUCCAUUAGAACAUGCCUGAAGUAAUAACCACAAAUAGUGGCAAAACAUUGUUCAAACUGUACUAGUGGAAACCGAGUGUUUAUGUCUUGGCAAAUGAUACUAACUUGCAGCCAAUAAUGAAAUUCAUCUUUUGAGCACUGGAAAAUCCAGUCAUAUUUGAAGACUGAUUUUAAAACUUUUUCAGAAUUUAGUAUAUAAAUUUGUGUGUCUGAUUUUUCAGACUGAGUCUCAUUAAGUUGCCCAGGUUGGCCCCACACUCCUGGGCUCGAUUAGCCUUCUGUCUUAGCCUCCUGGGCAGCUGGGAUUACAGGUAUGCUCCAGUAUGCCCAGCUAAUGUAUAUACUUUAAAAUUUUUCUGUUCUGUACUCACUGAUAUGGAGUGCAUUAUAUUUCUAUGUGAAGUAGCCAGUUACUCAGUUCAAUAAUGACUUAAUAUGAUGUUAUUUACCAACAAUUUUUUUGGUCUUUUUGAGACAGGGUCUCCCUGUAGCCCCAGCUGGCCUGGAACUCACUUAAGCCACCACACCCGGCUUACCAGCAUUUUUAAUAGAUGGAAAAAUUGGGACUAGGAACCUCUUUAAGGCCACUUUAUUUUUUAGAUUUUUCUCUUUGUUUUGUUUGAGUCAGGGUCUCACUAUGUAGCCUUGAGUAGCCUGGAACUUGCUAUGUAGCCUGAGAUCUACAUAGCAAGUUUCAGGCCAGCUGGGGCUGCAGGGAGAUCCUGUCUCAAAAAGACCGAGAGAGAGAGAGGAAAGAUAAAGAGUCUUUAAUGGAGUAACUCCUUUUAUAACUUACCUUCUAUUGUAAACAUACAACAGGCAACUCUCAUGGACAUGGAGUGGCAUAUCCUUCAUAUUGACCUCAGUCCCCCCCUCAGUUCCCUUUUCCACGUUCCUCAUUGUAUCCCUGACCUCAGAGCAGUAUACUGCAGUCCCAGAAAUCUCAUCUCAAAAUGGUACGGCAUGUCUCUGUCUAGAUCACUCUGAGAAAACCAUCUUCCAAGCUGGAUAUGGUAGCUCACACCUGUCAUCUCUAUGCUCAGGAGGCCGAGGCAGGAGGAUUGCUAUGAGUUAUAAACCAGUCUGGGUUACAGCAUGAGACCCUGUUCUUAAAACCCAGGCAACCAAAUGAAAAGUGAUAUUCUAAGUUGAUAUAAGCACACCAUUGCAUCUUAUAUUUCAAUGAUCUCUUUUACCCCAACAAUUAGAACUAUCAGGUGCUUGGGAUAUAAUUUAGUUUUAGCCUAUUAACAGGCAUGACAUCAGUCAGUACAGUAUAAUGUGUCAUAAGUAAAACAGCUAAACUUCUCAAAAUGUCCUGAUUCACCUAUGAUCAGGAACCUUGCAUUUGAUUUAGAACUCAGCUGUUGAGAUAGCAAACGCCUCAUUUAUUUAUAGUUACUUAAGUUCAAUACUUUUUGGAAGACAAGAUGGACCCUUGCAUUUAGUUGUGUUUAAUGCCAUUUAGUGAGUGAAAGCCUAGUGUAGUUCAGAUAAGUGUCCCUCACAGGCUCAUCUGUGGAAAGCUUGGUCAUCAGCCCAUGGUGCUUUGAGGAAGUGGUGGAACUAUUAGGAUCUAGUAGAAGGAAUUUAGGUCCUUAAGGGUGUGCCUUUGAGGAGGAUACUGAGACUCCAGCAUGUGUCUUUGUUUCCUAGCCACCAUGAGUAAACAGCUUUGCUCUAGUAUGUGUUCCUUGUCAUGAUAUACUGUCUUGCUGCAAGCCCAAAAGCAGUGGGCCAAGCAACCGUGGACUGAAGCUUCUGAAACCAUCAACUACAACAAACCUUUCUUUUGAUUAAGUUCAUUAUCUCAGGUAUUUCUCAUAGUGUCACAAAGCUAAUAUAGAAUGUCAAUACCACAAGGUGGAAUCUGUUGUGUGACUUUUCCUGGGGAGUCUUCAUCUAUUAUCUAUUAUUAUCUAUUUUAUCUAGUCUACCUUAAAUAAAAAGGGUAGUAGAGCAAGGAAGUAAUUCUGUACAAGUCCAGCUUGGUGAACCGGUAAGUUUAUUGGGGCUGCUUACAGGAGGCUAGAUGAUGGGCAGCUGACUGAAAGUCUACUUCAGCAUGGGCCGCAACUUAGGAAAGUUGCAUCACCGUCAUCCCCUGUGCAGUUUGCAGACAACACCACCACUGAAUAGCUUCCUCUUCCCCAGCAAUUUUUUCACUGCCUUUACAACCUCAGGUAGGGGCCUGGUGAGCCUAGUAUCUUGUGAGUUUCAUGAACUUGGUGAGCUUCUCUCCUCCCUCCAGAGGAGACAACUGAACAGCAGGGUACUUGUGACUAUAACUAAUACUAUGGCUCAGAAGCCUUUGAAAUUGGCUUAUGGAGGAAAUUUAGAAAAGUUUGAACAAACAGGCUAAAGAAGGCCUAGGUUAACGGGAUUAACAGGUGAUUCUGUAAGGAUGCAGAUCAGAAUGCUAAUAAAUGUGGAUAAUAAAGGUUAUGCCCAGGAGGCUCCAGACGGAAAUAAGGAGUCCAUUGGGAAUUAGACUUAGGAACUACCCACAAAAAGAAUUUGGGGUCCCUUUGUCCAUGCCUGGAGAUUUUGUGGACUUCUAAGCUCAUGGGUGAUGACCAAUUUAUCAGCCAGCGGAAAAUGCAAGGCAACUCAGCAUCUGGCUGUCACAUGGAUAUUGCUGGCUGCUUUGGCCAAGUUUACAGUGAAAAUUUAGAGCAAAGAGCAAAGUAGAAAGAUAGAAGAAACUUGUAGUUUGGGUAUAUUUAAAGGUGCUGCCUUGGAGAGUACAUUUGCCAAAGCAGUUAACCCCAUUUAAAAAGCCAAGAAUUUUACACUGGGACAAUAAAAUGCCUUGAAGACAUCUCAAGAAUUUUUAAGACCCACCUAUUACAGGCUCAAAGGAGACUCCUUAGUGAGCCCCAGGACAGCCUGCAUACACAGGCCACCUAGGAAACUUUCCUGAGAUUUCUUCCUCAUGUUCAGAUACUCAGAGGUUCCUACAGUUGUUCAGUUGGGGUAUAGCUUGUGCUGGUGGCAGUUGCUGGCAUCAUCCAUAUAAUGCUGGUUUUUCAGGUCUAGAAAAUGCAAGAGUUAUGGAAUGAGAGACUUUCACUACGAUUUCAAGACAGCCUGGGAUCCUGAGCACUGUGCGGCAGAGUCCCUGUAAGCAGCUCUCAAGAAGGCAAUGUAUGAAGGGAGAGUCAAGUCAAGCCUGCAGUGGAGACCCCAAGCAAGUGAGAAGUGACAGGAAUGUUGAGAACCCGCCAAGGGAAGCUGUGCAAUGAGCAGAGCCAAGAGUGUGGAGACAAUGGGGGCAGGACUGCCGAGGCUUUGGGAUUUCACACAUGGCCUCUGUGAGCUCUGGAUGCCAGAAGUGGAGACCUGCUUGGUUUUCUUACUUGGUCUGAUCCUUUCUACAGCCUCUUUUGUGGAACAGGAAUGUUUACUUUGUGCCAUUGUAUCUUGGAUGUAUAAAACCCCCCACCCUUUUUUUUUUUUUUAAACAGGGACUGAGCUGAGUUUGCCUUGAGUCUUAAUACUUUUUUCUUGGACUAUUGAGCAAUUCUGGAAUGAUUAAGACUUUGGGGACUCUUAGAAAAUGACUAAAUUAUGAAAUGGAUGAAGGGUUUGGGCACCACGGGCAGAAUGCUACACUUUGAAUAAGUGCAGAAGGCCAGGAUGUUAAAGGUCACCCGUCUGUGGUGCUACUGGGAGGUGGUGGAACCUUUUGCUGGAAGAAAGUUUGGACUCUGGAAAUGUGUCCUUCAUGGGAGUACUGGGAGCCCAGCCUUUUCCUCAUUCUCUUUGUUUCUAGGCUACCAUGAGGUGGACUGUUCGACCUGCGCUCCUACCAUGAUGUACUAGCUGGCCACAAACCAAAAGUGACAGGCUAAGUGAGUGGCUGUGGAUUGAAGCCUCAAAAUCAUGAGCCCAAAUAAGCAUUUCCUCUAUAAGUUGAUUGUCUCAGGCAUUUUGUUAUAAUGGG